AUGUCUCAUGGCGAUCGUCCAGACAGCUUACCAGACGAUUUUCAAAUCGUGGCCACCACCUCAUCUGCCGCCAUCGCCCACAAAUCCAACCCCAUCUUUGGAGUCCAAUUUCAGCCGGAGCUCACCCACUCCACCCAUGGUAAACAAAUCAUCGAGGAAUUCGUGCUCAACGUCUGUCAGGGCAAGCUAGGUUGGACCAUGGCAACAUUCAUCGGUACAGAGAUCGCCCGGAUACGAUGA
Messenger RNA from Puccinia triticina, 240 nucleotides. RefSeq lists its product as uncharacterized. NCBI's taxonomy places the organism in Eukaryota, Fungi, Basidiomycota, Pucciniomycetes, Pucciniales, Pucciniaceae. The transcript is spliced from 2 exons. The record is from RefSeq and is a predicted model, not a curated record. Bases 1 to 240 code for a protein of 79 amino acids. Gene Ontology annotation, cellular component: cytosol. Gene Ontology annotation, molecular function: GMP synthase activity. Gene Ontology annotation, biological process: GMP biosynthetic process.